This is a messenger RNA of Propithecus coquereli (Coquerel's sifaka), 1805 nucleotides long. It is a transcript of the gene PIGU, whose product is annotated as phosphatidylinositol glycan anchor biosynthesis, class U. NCBI's taxonomy places the organism in Eukaryota, Metazoa, Chordata, Mammalia, Primates, Indriidae. The transcript has 12 exons. Gene Ontology annotation, biological process: attachment of GPI anchor to protein; protein localization to cell surface. Gene Ontology annotation, cellular component: GPI-anchor transamidase complex; membrane. Bases 58 to 1491 code for a protein of 477 amino acids. The record is from RefSeq and is a predicted model, not a curated record.
CCCGGCGCGGUCUCGCAGCCCGGCCCGCCGCAAGGCUUCCUGGGAGGGGUAGUCCCCAUGCCCGGCCGGUCCGGCGGCGGCAGCGGCGCGCGCCCGCCCGCGGGACUACAGAGGGUGGCGCGCGGGUCGCGAGGCUCUUCCGCCUCGUCUUCCCUUCCCGCCUGCGCGCCCGCCCCAGUUAUCAUGGCGGCUCCCUUGGCCCUUGUGCUGGUGGUGGCCGUGACCGUGCGGGCGGCCUUGUUCCGCUCUAGUCUGGCCGAGUUCAUUUCUGAGCGGGUGGAGGUGGUGUCCCCGCUGAGCUCUUGGAAGAGAGUGGUUGAAGGCCUUUCACUGUUGGACUUGGGAGUAUCUCCAUAUUCUGGAGCUGUAUUUCAUGAAACUCCAUUAAUAAUAUACCUCUUUCAUUUCCUAAUUGACUAUGCUGAAUUGGUAUUUAUGGUAACUGAUGCACUCACUGCUAUUGCCCUGUAUUUUGCAAUCCAGGACUUCAAUAAAGUUGUGUUUAAAAAGCAGAAACUCCUCCUAGAACUGGACCAGUAUGCUCCAGAUGUGGCCGAACUCAUCCGAACCCCUAUGGAAAUGCGUUACAUCCCUCUGAAAGUGGCCCUAUUCUAUCUCUUAAAUCCCUACACGAUUUUGUCUUGUGUUGCCAAGUCUACCUGCGCCAUCAACAACACCCUCAUUGCUUUCUUCAUUUUGACUACGAUAAAAGGCAGUGCUUUCCUCAGUGCUAUUUUUCUUGCCUUGGCUACCUACCAGUCUCUGUACCCUCUCACCUUGUUUGUCCCAGGACUCCUCUAUCUCCUCCAGCGGCAGUAUAUACCCGUGAAGAUGAAGAGCAAAGCCUUCUGGAUCUUCUCUUGGGAGUACGCCAUGAUGUAUGUGGGAAGCCUCGUGGUAAUCGUUUGCCUGUCCUUCUUCCUUCUCAGCUCUUGGGAUUUCAUCCCUGCAGUCUACGGCUUCAUACUUUCUGUUCCAGAUCUCACUCCAAACAUUGGUCUUUUCUGGUACUUCUUUGCAGAGAUGUUUGAGCACUUCAGCCUCUUCUUUGUGUGCGUGUUUCAGAUCAACGUCUUCUUCUACACCAUCCCCUUAGCCAUAAAGCUAAAGGAGCACCCCGUCUUCUUCAUGUUCAUCCAGAUUGCCAUCAUCUCCAUCUUUAAGUCCUAUCCGACGGUGGGGGACGUGGCCCUCUACAUGGCCUUCUUUCCUGUGUGGAACCAUCUCUACAGAUUCCUGAGAAACAUCUUCAUCCUCACCUGCAUCAUCAUCGUCUGCUCCCUGCUCUUCCCUGUCCUCUGGCACCUCUGGAUUUAUGCGGGAAGUGCCAACUCUAAUUUCUUUUAUGCCAUCACACUGACCUUCAACGUUGGGCAGAUCCUGCUCAUCUCCGAUUACUUCUAUGCCUUCCUGCGGCGGGAAUACUACCUCACACACGGGCUCUACCUGACUGCCAAGGACGGCACAGAGGCCAUGCUCGUGCUCAAGUAGGCCCGGUGGGCACAGGGCUGCACGGACCUCAGGAGGUGGAAGGGCCAGUAGCUGGGCCACGCCUUCUAUCCAGAGUUGCCAGCAGGCGAGUCCUUGGGAAGAAAAGGUUCUAGUCCAGGCUCAUGAAUCUCUGGUACCAAAGGGGACCAUGGCUGACAGCAAGGCCUGUGGGAGUAGCUGAGAGCAACCCACUUGGACCCCCACUUUGUGGCUCUGCACACCAAGGUGCCCCCUCCCAGGCAGGAAGGGGGAAGAAGCAGGUGAGCAGGGCUUAUUAGGUUGUGGCUACUUAAUAAAUGUGUUUUGUUAUGAAG